Messenger RNA from Aspergillus glaucus CBS 516.65, 757 nucleotides. RefSeq lists its product as uncharacterized. NCBI's taxonomy places the organism in Eukaryota, Fungi, Ascomycota, Eurotiomycetes, Eurotiales, Aspergillaceae. The record is from RefSeq and is a predicted model, not a curated record. The transcript has a single exon. Bases 109 to 507 code for a protein of 132 amino acids.
CAGGGACAGGCGUGCACAGUCGGCGACCGGCAACAAACGUAAGAGACAGAGGAGAGAGGAGAGAGGAGAGGACUGGCUGUCCGUCGGAUAACGAUAACCGGGCGAUACAUGUACGGUCACAGACCGCUUGUACCGCUCAGAUAUGUAUAUCCUGACUCGCGACCCAUCACGGACGGGCGUUGCGAGUCAGGCGCAGGCAGUGCCUCUUUUUCUCGCAUUUGUCGCUCUGUUUGGUCGCAUCGCAUCGCCGACUGUCCCGCUGUGUGUCGCAAAAUUGAGACUACCCGACAUCACAGAUGUCAGGUAGUCUGCGUCGUCGCACGAACUCGUCCGUCCUCCUUACCCGUCCGAUUGAACGGACCAGGACCAGUCCAGUACUCUGUACCGGAAAGGAAGGCGUCGACAGGAAACCAGGGACAAACACUAAUAGUAGUCGCAGACAAACCAUUGUGUUUUCCCCCUGACAGACACCUGUCAAGUAAGCGACAAAGAAAGGAAAUCGUGUAACAUGCUUUCGUCCAAAUCAUAUCCCAAGCCGCGAGGCUCACCAGUCUUUAUGCGGGAUAAACAAGAAAAGAACAACCAGAUAGCCGACCCGCCGCUUCUUAAUGCAAUCAAGAAAGGCAAAGCAAAACAGAACAAAACAAAAACAAAACAAAACGCUAGCGCUUGCUCGUAAGGAAAGGGCAAAUUCAAAACAUCGCAAACAAAAAGAGAGAGGAGCAGCGGAUUAUGCCUGUUGAAAUGCAAGAUGGAG